AUGGCACAUAAGUAUGCAAUAGAGUCGCUUGACAGAACUUUGAAAGAUGUUAUGAGUGCAAACAAAAAUUCCAAGGAUGUAUUUGGUGGAAAGGUUGUUGUUUUCGGUGGUGAUUUUAGACAUAUUUUACCAGUCGUCCCCAGAGGCAGUCAUUCGGAUAUUGUACACUGUGCCAUAAAUGCAUCUUACAUAUGGCAUUCAGUUGAGGGACAGUCAUUGGAUAAUGUCGGUUUGUACAUACCAAGAGAUGUAUUUACACACGGUCAGAUUUAUGUUGCAUUGUCAAGAGUAACAACAAAAAAGGGAAUCAAAAUACUGACACAUGAUGAAGAAAAGAAAUUCAAGGGGAAAACUACAAAUGUUGUGUAUAAAGAGGUUUUUAACAAUGUCUGA
Messenger RNA from Vicia villosa (hairy vetch), 393 nucleotides. RefSeq lists its product as uncharacterized. Gene Ontology annotation, biological process: telomere maintenance; DNA repair. The transcript has 2 exons. The coding region runs from base 1 to 393 and encodes 130 amino acids. The record is from RefSeq and is a predicted model, not a curated record. Lineage: Eukaryota; Viridiplantae; Streptophyta; Magnoliopsida; Fabales; Fabaceae. Gene Ontology annotation, molecular function: DNA helicase activity.